AUGGAGGUAGAAGAACGAAUGUGUAAAAUUGUGUUUUUGAUCGACACAAACCUAGCAAGCUGCACAGAAAAGGACCAUGCUAGUGAAGUGAUAUUGACCGUAUUUCGCAUUUUGUCGAGUUACAACAGAUUACGAUUUAGUGGGUUUUCUAGAAAGGUUAGCAACAAUAAUACGACGACGCCGAUUCGAAGAACAUCUAGUGCAAAUAUGGAAUGGGGCUUUAAGUUUUUUAAUACGACGAAAACAAUCGCACGAAAGAGAGCAGGCGUGUCUUCGCUUAGAAGCUUUAAAUUGUCUAGUGUUGAAGAGUUUGAAAGACAACUGAUGGAAGUGUUUACAGCUGAGAAAGGGGACGCCACGGUACCAAAGACGACGAGAAAUGGCUUGCAUCCUGCUCAUCUCCUGUCAACAGCCUUGACCGAAACUCUUUACGACUUCAAGUGGGCUGCACACGAUAUUCUUACCUCACCAGUAAAUCGUAGGCAGAACACUCCAAAAGUAAAUAAUUUUACCAGAAGUGUUUUUGUGUUUACAAAAGCUCCCUGUACAAAAAAGUCAUUGAGAUACUUUGCUGACAAAAUGGUACUUGAUUCAGAUGUGCUAGUAGAUUCCUUUUUGUCGCCGGCACUAUUAAAUGAAUACCAGCAAAAAAUGAAAAUCUCAUUGAGCUGUGUAGACUUUUCAUCACCUCAUUGCAUGCUUUGGAGCAGUUUUAUCAACAAGGAUGAAUCAACUACUGAGAGUCAAUCCUUCUUAAAAGACACAUUUAGAAGAUUGGGAGGAUCCUUUAUUUCGAAAGAUGUGAUUUUGUGCUGUGGUCCAGUAACUAAUGAUGAUGCUGACAGCUCAGAACCUUCAGUAGAUUCUAUACAGAUUUCCAGCAUUCUCCCCCACGAGUCAUUUCUGACCAGGGUGAAAGUGAAUGAGCAGCAGCCACAUGAGGUUACAAUUUCGUUCAAUAAUGAACAAAGUGUACAGCAACCAGUAAGCUUUGAUGAUGUUCAUUUGAACAUGCUGGGAAUGCUUCCAUUGUCUGUAGCUGGUGAUCUGUUGACAACCUGUAUAUCACCUUCUUUUAUGUUGGCUUGUAAUGACAGCGACUUGGUGUCUUCCUUGCUUCACCAAAUAGCUGACUCAGGAACUGUUGGG
Molecule: messenger RNA, 1149 nt
Organism: Candidula unifasciata
Lineage: Eukaryota; Metazoa; Mollusca; Gastropoda; Stylommatophora; Geomitridae
Source: the annotation of a GenBank genome assembly